AUGAAUUUAGGAGGAAGUAAUAGAACAACAAGUAAAAAAGAGAUUACAGAUAUUAGUAUUAGACAAAAUGUAUAUUUAUCAGAAGAACAAAAAAAAGAGAAAUUAGAAACAUGUUCAAAAUUAAUACAAUAUACUAGAUUAGGAUUAAUUGAUGGUAUAAUUAAAGCAUUACAAGAUGGAGCAGCAAUAGAUUAUAAAACCAAUGGAUUAUCAGCUAUUGGAUAUGCAUGUUUCUAUGGAAAAAGUGAAAUUGUUCGUUGGUUAAUUGAUAAUGGUAAAUGUGAUAUUGAAAUUAAUUCAACGGCCACUGAGAUCACACCAUUAGGUAUAUCAAUUCAAAAGGGUGAUUUAAGAUCAGUUGAAAUUCUACUACAACGUGGUGCAAAUACAUUGGCAAAGGAUAAAGAUGGAUUACCAAUACUUUAUCAUGCUUUAGCAAGUAAGAAUUUAGAAAUCGUUAAAAAACUCAUUGAAACCGAUACUAUAGAUAUGGAGGAGAAGUUCCCUGAAUAUGUCGAAGAUCAAUCAAAUCAAAAUUCAACAACAAAUAAUCCAAGUCACAAUACAAAUACAUUCAUACAUUUAGCUGCAAUUUCAUCACCUCAAAUCGUUGAAUAUUUAACUUCAACUUGUGGUCUAUCUUUAGAAUCUAUAAAUUCACUUGGUAGAACUAUAUUACAUAGAGCAAUUAUGUUUAAAAAUUUUGAACUUGUUAAAUAUUUAUCAACAAAAGAAACUUUAAUUAAUAUUCAAGAUAAUAAGGGAUAUACAGCACUUCAUUAUGCAGCAUUUUAUAAUUUAUUAGAGUGUGUAAAAUUUUUAAAAAAUAAUGGUGCAUCAUUAGAAUUAAGAGAGAAUACAGGUAAAACACCAUUAAAUAUGGCAAGAUUAAGAAAUUUAACACAUGUUAUAUUAGUAUUAGAGGGUUUUGAUCAUGAUAAUAAAGAAUUUAUUGAAGGAACAGAAAUAUCAUUAAAACCAAAAAAAAAACUUAAAAAAGAAAUUAUUGAUAGUGAUAGUAGUAGUAGUAGUAGUGAUGAUGAUAAUAAUAAUAAUAAAAAGGAAAAAAAAAAGAAAAUUAAAAAUGAAACAAAAAUAAAAAGAGCUAGAAAAAAGAAAACUGAUGAAGAGAAACAAGCAGAUAAAGAAAAAAAAGAAAAAAUUAAAAAAGAUAAACAAGUAAAAACCAAUACUAGUAAAAAAAAGGUUUCUCAAACUAAAAAAGACCCAUUACUUGAUGAAAAUGGUAAUACCAUUGAUAAUACAUCUGAUAUUGAUGAAUCACAAUUAGAACAGGAAUUUAAAAUUGAUACCAAAAUAAAGAAAUCUAAAAAAUCAUCAUCAUCAUCAUCAUCAAAAUCUAAAUCUAAAUCAUCAAAAAAAUUAAAAGAAGAUUCAGAGAUUGUUAAAGAAAAUGAAGAUACUAAAGAAAAUGGAGAUGAUGAUAAUAAUGAAAAUGAAAUUCAAUUACCAUUGCCAAUCGGUCAAGUUCCAAAAAGAGGUAGACCACCUAAAAGUAAACCAAUUAAAUCUUUACCAAAAAAAACAAAAAAGAAACAAACUAGAUCAAAAGAUGAACAAUCAUCAGAUGAAGAAUUUGAAGAUUUAUCACAAGAAGAAUCAGAGAAUCAAACAACAUCAUCAUCAUCGUCAACAGGAACAGGAACUACUUUACCACAGCUAAUAACACCAAUAAGAUCACAAAGGAAUAGAGUUUCAUUAUUUGAUUUAAGUGGUACUUCUAUGAUUAACAGUGAUUCAGAACAAUCUGAACCAAAUGAUGACUCUGAUAAUGAAAAAGUAAUUAAAAAAAGAGUUAGAUCUGAAUCAAAACAAAAUACUAGUGAUAUUGAUAGUGGUAGCAGUAGUGAUAGUUAUUCAGAAAUUGAAACUAGUGAUUCAGAAACUAAAGAUAAUUAUGAUAGUGAUGAUGAAUAUUCUAGAUUAGGUUUAAAAAGAGUUAAGAAAUCUAAUUCUAAUAAAGUAACAAAAAAGAAUUCAGAGAAUAAUGAUGAAGAAGCAGCCUUAAAUCAAUUUAGAAUUACAAAACCAAAUGAUAAUGAUAAUGAUAAUGAUAAUAAUAACAAUAAUAAUAAUGAUAAUAAUAAAACCACUACCACUACCACCACCACAACUACAACUACAACAACACCUUCAACAAAACCUUUAUCAAAAAGGGGAAGACCUAAAAAAGUCAUUCAAAACCUUAAUGAUGAUGAUGAUGAUGAUGAUGAUAAUGAUGAUAAUGAGGAUCCAAUUACAUCAACCAAAACAGGCACCAAUAGUGAUGAUAAUACUGGCUUUAGUGUAUCUUCAAAAGGAAGAACAAUAAGACCUCCUCCAACUUUAUCAACACCACAAAAACCAACAAGACCACAUACAAAAAAUACUCCUAAAGUUACUGAGAAUGUGAAAAUGAGUGAAAAUGAAGUAAAGGAAAAUGAAAAUAAAGAAAAAGAAAAUAAUAAAGAACCUGGAAAAGAAAUAGAAAAUGAAAAAGAAAAAGAAAAAGAAAAUGGAAAUGAAAAUGUAAAUGAAAAAGAAAAUGAAAAUGGAGCCAAGGAUAAAGAGAUUGAAAAAGAAACUGAAAAAGAAAAUGAAAAAGAAAAUGAAGUAAAGGAUAAGGAAAUUGAAAAAGAAAUUGAAAAUUUUGACGAAAAUUUUAGUGAUAUAAUUUUUGUUGAAAACCCUUCAAUCUUAUCAAUAUCCGAAAAUAAUAAUAAUAAUAGUAAUUAA
Molecule: messenger RNA, 2736 nt
Organism: Dictyostelium discoideum AX4
Lineage: Eukaryota; Evosea; Eumycetozoa; Dictyosteliales; Dictyosteliaceae
Product: ankyrin repeat-containing protein
Exons: 2
Coding region: 1-2736 (911 amino acids)
Source: RefSeq, a predicted model, not a curated record